AUGGCCAAGGCAGCCAGGGCCUUCUGCGUCCUCCUCCUCCUCGUCGUGCUGUGCUGCCAGAGCCUGGCCCAAAGAGCCCCGGCCGUGCCCGACAAGUGCUGCUUCAACUUCCAGACGAGACGAAUCAAGAGGGACAACGUCGUCUCCUGCUACGCCACCAGCCCUGAGUGCCCGCACCAGGCAGUGAUCUUCAAGGUGAAGAGCGGCAAGGAGAUCUGUGCCCAGGCAGGCACGGCCUGGGUGAAGAGGUACCAGCAGAGCUUCCCAGUCAGCUCCUUCUCCAUCCCCAGCUAGCGUGGCUGUGGGAACCCCGCAGGGCCCUCCAGGGUGACCCCGUCGCAGAGGUGGCCAUGGGGACACGAGGGGCAACGUGGCACAUCGAGGCUGUCCUUCCCAUCGCAGCCCCAU
Cygnus atratus (black swan) is the source of this 408-nucleotide messenger RNA. Its product is annotated as C-C motif chemokine 3-like. Gene Ontology annotation, cellular component: extracellular region. Lineage: Eukaryota; Metazoa; Chordata; Aves; Anseriformes; Anatidae. The record is from RefSeq and is a predicted model, not a curated record. Gene Ontology annotation, molecular function: CCR chemokine receptor binding; chemokine activity. Gene Ontology annotation, biological process: chemokine-mediated signaling pathway; monocyte chemotaxis; positive regulation of ERK1 and ERK2 cascade. The transcript has 3 exons. Bases 1 to 294 code for a protein of 97 amino acids.